This is a messenger RNA of Botrytis byssoidea, 750 nucleotides long. RefSeq lists its product as uncharacterized. NCBI's taxonomy places the organism in Eukaryota, Fungi, Ascomycota, Leotiomycetes, Helotiales, Sclerotiniaceae. The record is from RefSeq and is a predicted model, not a curated record. The transcript has 3 exons. The coding region runs from base 1 to 750 and encodes 249 amino acids.
AUGAAGUUCAAAUACCUCUUUCUGGCCGCCAUCCUAGUCACGCUCUCCCUCGGUAGAGUCAUCUCGAACCCUCGUCAUGAUCAAGAGGAGAGUUUCUGUCGGGAUAUCGAUCAUGUGAUCAAAGAGGGCACUAUAAUAAUGAUCAAGAACGAAUACAACCACAUAGAACUAAUAAGUACUUACACUUAUAUCAACCAAGUUGAUACCAACAGUUUGCAACUGUCAAAAAGACUGGAAGAUGUGGAAGUAGAUAUGAAUACUGUAGGAACCGCUCAGGAUGGCCAGAGAAUCUGGACUCAAGGUCUCGAUACAUGUGUUGCUGUAAUUGCAAUUGGUACUCCCAGUACGACUGGAGGUAUCGCGAAGGUCAUGGCUCAUAUGAGUACUGGCAAAACAGAAGUUAUGCAGGCUUGGUCUGCACAAGAUCAGGCCUCUGGAAUGACCGAUAUCGUUAUUUAUAUGUCGCAGCCAGAUCCCAGUCGCAAUCUUGAUCCUACGCCUAAUCGCGUGCAGGAGAUGGAUAUCUCGAUUCACCAAGAUUAUAACACUGUUUACCGGCUUUUGGUUUCCACGGGGCCGAUAAUACACAACUUCAAUACUUGGGUCAGAGAGCAAGCCCAUACUCUCAUGACAGCCGGGUUUGCCAUGUAUCAGCGCCUCAACAGGGACGCAGAGAGUUCAGCACCUGGUCUCGGCGAAAUGGAGUCCAGGGCUACUGGCAAUGUGAUAGCCGAUACACACGUCUUAUAG